UAUGGCUGCAUUUCCGGAAAUUAUUUCAAAAAUUUUUCCUUGACAUUUUACCUAUUUUGUGUCCAACAAUACAUCUACGGAUAAAGACAGUCUUAGCAAAUGAAAUUUGUUACACAUUUAUCAAUUUAAGAUGGCAUCAGACCUCCUGCAUAAGUUAUGUGCUCAGAUAACAGGACUUCAAGAUGAUGCUGCUGUAGACAGACAUUUCCAGUAUGCUUUGAGGAUAUUAGGCAGUAACUUCAACUCUAGUUCAGAGGAUAAUGAAUUUGAAAUAGCUGAAAGAAUCAAGAAGAAAUUGGCAAGACAGAGGAGGGAGAAAGAUGCGGCUAUAUUCACGGAGUUACAUAGGAAGCUGCAGGGGCAGGGGGUGGUACAGAACAGGGGAGCUGUUCUACAACUUCUCAAUAGUCUCAGUCAAGAUAGACCAACAUCAAGAUUAAGGGGCCAGGCAGCACAGAAAAAUAUAUUUGGCCAGAGUCUGAUGAAGCCCCAUGCUACCUCCACACCAUUUGGAGUGAACCCCCCUCCAAGCAGAACCCCAGCACCAGGUGGCAGUAUGACCCAGGGGAGCACUCUCUCCACUGGCAGUAGUGGGAUCAGCAGCAUACAUAGCAGUGCAAGGAGUGACCCCAGCUUUGAGCCACAGUCUUUACCCCCCAGUUAUCUCCCCACACCCGCCCAACAUAGGACGCCAUUUGGUGCUAGGCUGGCAUGGACCCUCUCAAAAGAAUCUGGAGAUAAAUCCUCAACAGUGUCCAGAACUGGAGCAAAUUCAGCUAGCAAGUCUCAAGCACAGUCAGUGUCAAGGGAGCUUCAUAAACUAACUAUGCAAGAGAACACAUCCUUUGAAGUAUCAGAAAGUGUGUUGCUGAGGGAGAUCGUGUACAUAUUCCAAGGCAUUGAGGGCCAGCUUAUAAAACUACAAGUUACAAAAGAUGGUUAUAGAAUUGAUCCAAAGGCUGGUAUACCUAAAGCUGUACGUAAGACAGUAGGCAAACUGGCAGAGUGUGGGUGGCUUUAUAAUAAAGUCAGGAAAUAUUGCGAUACAAGAAGUACAGACAAAGCCUUUGGUUUGGUUGGACAGAGUUUUUGUGCAGCUUUGCAUCAAGAGCUUACAGAAUACUACAGACUCAUGGCCAUCAUAGAAGCACAGUUACAACAAGAAGAGGACCAGGGUAUAGACAUGGCAGAACAGCUUACACUGAGGAAACUUGCAGUUUGGACUACAGAGCCAUUAGUAAGGAUGAAAACUCUAGCAGCCUUAGUAGACAUUUGUACAGGUAAAAAAGGAGGGGCUUUGGCAUCUGCAAUAUAUUCAUACACCCAACAUGGUGAUCCCUUUGUACAGGACAUUAUUAGACAUACACUAAGACUGGUUGUUCAGCCUGUAUAUGGCACUGUACUCAAAUGGAUGUUUGAUGGGGAAUUAGAAGAUAACUUCCAUGAGUUUUUUGUGGCUGGAAACCCCACAGUGAAGAAUAUCAGACUGUGGCAUGACAAAUACUCACUGAGGAAGCCAAUGAUUCCAAGCUUCAUCACACAGGAACAAGCCAGAAAAAUUUUAUUAGCUGGGAAAUCCAUUAACUUCCUGAGACAAUUGUGCCAAGACAGAGUGAACAUGAGAGAAAGGGAUACAGUCAAGAAAGUCAUAACUAAUAAUGUGGAAUGUAUGUUCACCCAAGAUCUCAAUAGUUCCUUUGACAAAUUCGUUGAUGUUGUGUACAAAGAAACCAGUAGCCAUCUAUUAGAAGUGUUACGCACUAAGUAUAAAUUCUUAGAACAUCUCCAGGCAAUGAGACGAUACUUGCUGCUUGGCCAGGGUGACUUCAUAAGGCAUCUCAUGGACUUACUUGAGGAUGACUUGGCCAAACCAGCCAGUAACCUGUUCUUGCACAACCUAACUGGUAUUUUAGAGACUGCUAUAAGGUCAACCAAUGCACAAUUUGAUGACCCUGAUAUAUUAAAGAGAUUGGAUGUGAGGCUCCUAGAGGUAUCUCAUGGAGACACUGGUUGGGAUGUGUUCAGUUUAGACUACCACGUUGAUGGCCCAAUAUCAACAGUGUUCACGUCUGAGUGUAUCAUGCUCUACUUACAAGUAUUCAACUUCCUCUGGAGAGCUAAGCGUAUGGAAUACAGCCUAGCUGGUAUAUGGAAAGGCCAGAUGGCCAAUGCUAAGCUAUAUAGACGUUUACCUGAGUUGAGUCCUGUGCUGCACCAGUGCCAUGUACUUGGAUGUGAGAUGAUACACUUCAUACAACAAGUCCAGUACUAUAUCAACUUUGAGGUUCUAGAAUGUUCCUGGGAUGAGCUUUUAAGCAAGGUGACAUCAGGAGAGGACUUAGAUUAUGUCAUAGCUGCCCACCAGGAGUUCUUAGAUACGAUCAUUACACGAUCAUUGCUUGAUGAGAAAUCUAGGGGUAUACUGACUCAACUGAGGGUUAUAUUUGACCUUAUAGUUCAAUUCCAACAAAUUCAAGAUGCCAUGUAUCAAACUGCUGAGGAUGAAAGACUGGCUAGACAGGCAUUUCAGGACCAUCAGAAGUCACGGUCAGAAAAGGGUGAAUGGGCGAUGACAGCAAAUGAAGAAAAAGCUGAGAAGCAGAGGAUGAAAGAAUUUCAGAGAGGAUUCAUCUCUAGUACAGCAGCCAAAUUGAGGGUGUUAUCGCAGUCAUAUCAGGACAUGGUUCAGCAGUUCCUGGUCAUGCUACAAUCACACUCUGAUGUCAGUCUGCGUUUCCUCAGUUUUAGACUGGACUUUAAUGAACAUUAUAGAGAGAAAGAACCCAAGUUACGCAGUCCAAUGGCAUUUCAGAAAGUGAAAAAGAGAACAUUUUAAUAUAAGGAAGAUCAACAGUAUAUUGAUGACCUUUUUGGUGUGUUAAAAUGUGAAUGGGUCUUUAAGGAUAACACUAAUUUACAUGCCAAAAUAUUACAU
Messenger RNA from Owenia fusiformis, 2935 nucleotides. The record is from the annotation of a GenBank genome assembly. NCBI's taxonomy places the organism in Eukaryota, Metazoa, Annelida, Polychaeta, Sabellida, Oweniidae.